Osmerus eperlanus (European smelt) is the source of this 2327-nucleotide messenger RNA. It is a transcript of the gene clcnk, whose product is annotated as chloride channel K. Gene Ontology annotation, cellular component: plasma membrane. Lineage: Eukaryota; Metazoa; Chordata; Actinopteri; Osmeriformes; Osmeridae. Gene Ontology annotation, biological process: transmembrane transport; chloride transport. The transcript is spliced from 19 exons. Gene Ontology annotation, molecular function: voltage-gated chloride channel activity. The record is from RefSeq and is a predicted model, not a curated record. The coding region runs from base 63 to 2126 and encodes 687 amino acids.
GUGGCUUAUUAUGAAAACCUUUGAUUGGAUCCUGUCUACAUUUACUUUGUUGGAGUUCUAAAAUGGCAAACCAACAUCUAGACUUUACAAGCAAAGUCGAGGAGGGCUGCCUAAAGGACAAAGAGACAGAAAAUCAAAGGGGAGAACAACACAAUGAGGCUCUUCUCCUUGCAAAUCCAUGGAAACCAUGGCAACGAUCCCGCUCCUUGGUCAAAGAGAGCCUGGUGUGGGUGAGGCGUGGGCUGGGCCUGCUGGGGGGAAUGGAGUGGUACUGCUUCGCUGCUCUGGGAGUCCUGGCAUCUUUCCUCAGUUUCCUCAUGGAUCUUAGUGUGACCAAGCUGUUGCGAGCUCACCAGUGGCUGUAUGUGAAACUAGAGGGGCACAUGCUGCUUCAGUUUCUUUGCUGGACCCUGUAUCCCGUCUCCCUGUGUGCUCUCUCCUCCUCAUUCACGCACAACAUCUGCCCAUUUUCAGCAGGUUCUGGGGUUCCUGAGGUGCGAACAAUGCUGUCAGGUGUGGAGAUGCCUCAUUACUUGUCUGUGACCAACCUGUUUGUCAAGGUUGUGGGUCUCGUCUGCACCUUGGCAGCCGGUACUUCAGUGUUCCUGGGGAAAGUGGGCCCAUUUGUUCAUAUAGCCACCAUGUUGGGAGCUUAUCUGAACCGUCUAGCCACUCUUCUCAGUGGAAAAAAAGAGGAGAGACCAGAGAGGGCCAUGCUGGCAGUUGCUUCAGCAGUUGGGGUAGCUAGCUGCUUUGGGACUCCCAUUAGUGGUGUGCUGUUCAGUGUGGAGGUGAUGUCUUCUCACUUUCCCCUGAGGGACUACUGCCCGGGAUUCUUCGCCGCGGCGUGCGGAGCCGUGACCUUCCGUCUCCUCGCUGUGUGGAGCGGGGAAGGAGAUACUGUUCAGCCCUUGUUUAAAACCAGCUUCUCCGAUGACAAGCCGUUCUAUCCACUUGAGAUCCUGGCCUUUUCUACAGUGGGACUGCUGUGCGGAGCUGCCAGCUGUGUCUACCUCUUCUGCCACCGCUCCAUCCUGCGCCUCGUCAAAACCAACAGAGUCCUCGCAAAGAUGUUGACGACAGAGAAAGCCCUCUACUCAACCAUGCUGGUGUUCCUCCUGGCCUCCAUCACAUUCCCUCACUCUGCAGGUCAAUACAUGGCUUCCAAGUACACCAUGAAGGAGCUCCUCUCCUCUUUACUGGACAGCAGGCGAUGGGACUCCAAAUCCCACAAUGCAUCACUGGAGCUGGGGUCAGAGUUGAGUCCUUGGUCAGAGUGGAGCCCUACAGGGAUUCCAGUCCACGCUACUCUGGUGUGCUUUCUGGUGAUGAAGCUGUGGAUGCUUGUCUUGGCUUGCACCUUACCCAUCCCCGCUGGCUACUUCAUGCCUGUAUUUGUCUACGGUGCUGCGCUGGGCCGUCUGGUUGGAGAAACGCUGGCUCAUGUCGUCCCAGAGCAGGGUGGGAGUCCCAUCAACCCCGGCGGCUACGCACUCGCUGGUGCAGCAGCCAUGUCAGGAGCGGUCACACACACUCUGUCGCCCGCUCUCGUGGCUCUGGAGAUGACGGGCCAGUCCUCCCAUGCCGCCCCCGUCAUCCUGGCCACCCUCAUAUCCAACGCUCUGUCUCGCUCCGGGAAGAGGCCGUCUUUUUACGACGCCAUUUCCCUCUCCAAGAAGCUCCCGCACCUCCCCUCCUUACUUAGAGCCUGCCCCAAGAUUUCUUCUGUCUGCCUGGGACAGGUUCUAGGCCCUUUAUGGGCCUUGCUUGAGAGGGGCGUUGGGCCCAGGGAGGUUCAGCAGGUCCUCGACACUUACACAGACCCGGAGAUUGCCGUGGUGGAAUCACUGGACUCGCCGAUUCUCCUGGGUUCAGUGAAACGGUCAGACCUGCAGAUGUUUCUCUCCCACACCAAAGAUAAUGUUUUGAAAUCACUGGAGGACGUCUGUUCCAUCAAAUCACCUUCUCUCCAGAUCUCCAAUGACACCACAAUUGUGGAGGCUCACGGCGUGAUGAGUGUGAUGUGUGCAGAGAUCUUGUACGUGACUGAGAGAGGGAGGCUGGUUGGAGUCAUCACAUGGCUGGAGAUGAAAAGAAUAAUGGAAAACUUGGCUAAAGACAUCUAACGCAUCUGUGAGCCCAGAAGCCCGACUAAUAUCAACUGUAAUAAUGACACGUUGUUUCACUUCAUCCUCAUUCUGAGAUAAGAUUGUUUCCUCCAGGCAGCAGUCAUUUGGCUUCGGGGCCAUAUGAUAAACAUCUAUUAGAGCUUCUUGAUGAAGCACUUCUUGUAAUUACGUAAACCUUUAGCCAGCCAUAGGUGUUGG